AUGGCUGAGAGCUACCACAAGGAGGUCAUUGCCGGCCUUAAGGACAAGAGUCUCUUUAUUCAAGAUGCUUUCAUCGAUGGAAAAUGGGUCGCUAAGGACAACAAGUUCGAUGUCUUUGAGCCCUCAACUGCCACCGUUCUCGGUCAAGUCGCCAAUUGCGCCCUCGAGGACUUCCAAACAGCCAUCAAGAGCGCCGAUGCUGCUCAGACAAAGUAUUUCGAUAGCACAACUGGCGCCAGCCGAGGAGCCCUUCUGAGGAAGUGGUAUGACCUGGUUCUCGUUCACCAGGAGGACCUCGCAAAGAUUCUUUCUCUCGAGAACGGAAAGACCUACUCCGAGGCUCUAGGCGAGGUCAUCUACUCCGCCAGCUUCAUCUCAUGGUUCGCAGAGGAGGCCACUCGUUCCUACGGCGUCACCAUCCCCUCUUCCGCUCCCCACACCACCCUCAUGACCAUCCGCGAGCCCGUUGGAGUCUGCGGUAUCAUCACACCAUGGAACUUCCCCGCCGCCAUGAUCACCCGAAAGAUCGCCCCUGCGCUGGCCGCCGGCUGCUCCGUCGUUAUCAAGCCUCCUUCCGAGACUCCCUACUCCGCCCUCGCCUUUACCAAGCUCGCCAUCGAGGCUGGUCUCCCUCCUGCUACCAUCCAGGUCCUUCCUACCCGCGAUCGUCAGGCUGCCACCGAGCUUGCUACCAACCCUCUCGUCAAGAAGAUCUCCUUCACUGGUUCCACCGGCGUUGGCAAGUACCUUGCUAAGCUUGCUGCUGGUACCCUGAAGAAGCUCAGCUUGGAGCUUGGUGGCAACGCUCCUUUUAUUGUCUUUGAGGAUGCUGACCUUGACCUUGCUGCCGAGGGUGCCAUGUUCUGCAAGUUCCGAUGCUCUGGUCAGACUUGUGUCUGUGCCAACCGACUUUACGUCCAGAAGAGCGUCGCCAAGGAGUUCACUGCCAAGCUUGUUGAGAAGGUCAACGCCCUCAAGAUGGGCGGUGGUCUCGACAAGUCCACCACCCAGGGUCCUCUCGUCAACAAGUCUGCCGUCGACAAGGUCAAGGAGCACAUCGCCGAUGCCACCUCCAAGGGCGCCAAGGUCGCCACUGGUGGCACCACCCCCGACGGCCCUGGAUUCUUCCACCAGCCCACAGUCCUCACCGGCGUCACACAAGAGAUGGCCGUCGCCAAGGACGAGACCUUCGGACCUCUGGCCCCGGUCUUCGAGUUCGAUACCGAGGAGGACGCGAUCCGUCUUGCCAACGAUACCGAGUUUGGUCUCGCUGGAUACUUCUUCUCCAAGGACAUCAGCCGUGUGAUGCGCGUUGCUCACAAGAUGCAAGUGGGCAUGGUCGGCGCCAACACCGGCAAGAUCAGCGCUGCCGAGGCACCAUUUGGUGGUGUCAAGGAGAGCGGUUAUGGAAAGGAGGGCAGUCUGUAUGGUAUGGCCGAGUACCAGAACAUCAAGUCCAUCACCAUUGGAAACCUCAACAUUUAG
This is a messenger RNA of Fusarium sp. VM40, 1485 nucleotides long. The record is from the annotation of a GenBank genome assembly. Lineage: Eukaryota; Fungi; Ascomycota; Sordariomycetes; Hypocreales; Nectriaceae.